AUGGAUAGAGAUUACUCGGCACCGAACUUCUUAGGUGAAUCUUCAGGCGAUAAUGACGAUAACAACUCCCGUAUGAUAGACUAUAUGUUCAAAAAAAACCUUCAACAGCAAAAGCAAUCGAUGCCACAGCAGCAUCAACUGUCUCCUUCAGGCUUUGGCGCAACACCUACUUUUGAUAAAAUGAGCUUCGCAGACGUGAUGCAGUUUGCGGACUUUAGUCCGAAACUGGCGUUGAACCAGACCAAAAAACAAGACGAUCAAGAAAUCGGGAUGGACCCGGUUUGUUUCUUGAAGUUUCCAGUCUUGAAUGAUAAGAUAGAGGACCAUAACCAAACCCAUAAUCUCAUGUCUCAAGAAGGAGGUGAGUGUGAAGGAAACAUAGGCAACGUAUUUCUUGAAGAAAAGGAGAAUCAAGACGAGGAAAACGUUAACAACUCGGUGCAACUCCGUUUUAUUGGAGGAGAAGAAGGAGAAGAAGGAGAUAGAGAGAAGGAAAAUGAUACGACAAAGGAGGUGAAGAGCAAGAGGAAGAGAGCAAGAACAAGCAAGACUAGCGAAGAAGUAGAAAGCCAACGAAUGACUCAUAUCGCGGUCGAGAGGAACCGUAGAAAGCAAAUGAACGAGCAUCUUCGUGUCCUCAGGUCUCUUAUGCCUGGAUCCUACGUUCAACGGGGAGAUCAAGCAUCGAUCAUAGGUGGAGCAAUAGAGUUUGUGAGAGAGCUGGAGCAACUCCUACAAUGUCUGGAGUCACAAAAGCGUCGGAGAAUCCUCGGAGAAACCGGUAAUAGGCAAACUGGGGACAUUACCACGACAAUGACUUCUUCUUCACCAAUAGAAGGUGGAGGAGGAGGGCUCCGGGAAGAAACAGCGGAGAACAAGUCGUGCUUGGCUGAUGUGGAGGUGAAGCUGCUAGGGUUUGACGCUAUGAUCAAGAUACUUUCAAGAAGAAGACCAGGACAACUGAUUAAGACUAUUGCUGGUUUGGAGGAUCUUCAUCUCUCUAUCCUUCACACUAACAUCACUUCAAUGGAACAAACUGUCCUCUACUCCUUCAGUGUCAAGGCAAUUUCAAUCAUUGGCUGGAUGAUUGCUUAG
Eruca vesicaria subsp. sativa (arugula) is the source of this 1095-nucleotide messenger RNA. NCBI's taxonomy places the organism in Eukaryota, Viridiplantae, Streptophyta, Magnoliopsida, Brassicales, Brassicaceae. The record is from the annotation of a GenBank genome assembly.